Hydractinia symbiolongicarpus is the source of this 6349-nucleotide messenger RNA. RefSeq lists its product as uncharacterized. The coding region runs from base 371 to 5074 and encodes 1567 amino acids. Gene Ontology annotation, biological process: negative regulation of DNA-templated transcription; regulation of transcription by RNA polymerase II. The transcript is spliced from 14 exons. NCBI's taxonomy places the organism in Eukaryota, Metazoa, Cnidaria, Hydrozoa, Anthoathecata, Hydractiniidae. Gene Ontology annotation, molecular function: transcription corepressor activity. The record is from RefSeq and is a predicted model, not a curated record. Gene Ontology annotation, cellular component: histone deacetylase complex; transcription regulator complex.
AGCUGUUAAAUUAGCCUGAUGUUUUGACCUGCACAUGCAGCUUCUUCUGAAUGAACAAAUAUAAGUUUUGAAGAUCAGGGGGUCAGCUCAGGUACCGGGUGGAUUUGCAAGCUGCAGAUUUUAGAAAGCCUCAACAUAUGUUGAACUAACGUUUUGCUGAGGAAGUUACAGUUUGUGCAUGCUGCAUUUGUUAAACCAUAUUUUAAUUUGUUAAAAAAUCGUCUAUUUUAAAUGGUCAUUAUAUAUCCUGAGUAUUUUUAUUACAGUGACUUUUAACGGAUUACUGUUCACAUUUGUUACUUGUCUUAUAUCACAUGGUUUUAACUAACUAGUUAUUUGAAUGGUUCUAUAAUAUACUUGUGUAAAGAAAAUGGCUGGAAAUUUAAACAAUGAUCUGUUGUUAAACACAUUGGGAAACUUUGGCAGUAAGCCAGUGUUACAUGGAGAUGUAAAUCAAAAUUUUGUAGAUCAAACUAAAUUGUAUCAGGCUGGUUUGAGAGGUCUGAAUAAUAAUAAACCAAGUCCAGAUUCUGGCUGGACAUUUCCUGGUUUAGUUGCUCCACAAUUGUUUCCUGGAAUUUUAUCACAACAGGGAAGGACAGCAAGUUUAGUUAAUGGGAGCUCAAACAAACUUUUACCUGAUUUUAAUACUCUUACUGCAGAGUUUAGGGCUCCAUCAAAUAAUGUAAAUCGAGCUAGUACUGUUUACCCCAAUAUGCUUCCUGAAGCAUAUCAAACUAAAGUGUUAAAUCCUUUAAUGGAGAUGAACUUGAGGCACCAGCAACAGCAGCACAUGCUAGAAACAGCUAUGCUUUCCCAAAGCAACAACGCAUACAACUUCAUGUCAGUAAAGGGGUAUGACCAUAGUAAUGCUUUUGCUGCCACCCAAAAUAAUGUCUCAUUCAAUUCAGUUGGUUCAACUGCAAAUACAAAUAUGAUAAGUAUGAAUGUUAGACAAGGACCAAAUUCAACCGAACAAUUUGGAAAGGCAAUAAUAAACAAUAACGAACGAAAGUUGUGGACAGAUAGAAAAUCCUCUGGUUCCCUUACUCCAGCUGUGACUCCAGUGGAGGGAAAACAUAUGCAAGAUUCCCUGAUGCAACCAUAUAUAGGAAUGGACAAUUCUCAAAUACAAAAUGCAUUAGCUGCAACACAGAUGCAUAAUUAUUUAUCUCUGCUACGUCAAACGCAACUCAGUGUUCGUCAAAAUGAAAAGCAAGAUGUGGCUAAUGUUAAUGGAGCUUUAAAUCUAGGAUUAAAUUUACAAAACUUGCCUCCAACUCCAGGAAAUUUUCCUAGUAAUGCUGUUUUAACACCAGGAUGUAAUCCUAACACAGUCGUACUUACACCAGGAAGUAACCCAAACAGCGUUUUUACUCCUGGGUAUAUUUCUAACACUGUCUUAACACCUAUUCUUACACCUGGUGCUCCGCCAAAUGGUUUAACACCAGUUUCUUUACCCAUGAAAGAGCCUGGUGACUCCUCCAAUGUUGCUGAAGUUGCCAAAAGACAGAAUCCAGAAAAACUUCAUUCAUUGCAGUCUCAGUACUCUAAACCAGUUGCUAAUGGUGGAAGCCAUAAGCAUGCUGAUGUUGUCAGGAGUCAGGCUGAUGCUCCACACCAUGGUUUUGAUGCGAGCCAGUAUCAAGCAUCAUCAAAUACUUCUUUGGCACCACCUGCAUCAAAGCAUGAUAUAUCUCCAGUAGAUUACAGCAGACCAAUGAAGACUUCACCACAUCCACAGAGGCCUAAUCACUUGGGUUCGGGUUUCAUUCCACAAACUCAGUUUUUAACUGUCAAUGUAAACCACGGGACGCCAGGUUCAGACAAGGAAAGCAUUCACUCUUCAUCAAUCAGCCCAAACCAUGCAAGUCCUUACUCUUUGUCAGGUCAGCGCAGUCGAACUCCCAGUCCACAUAGUGACAAAGCAAAAGGAAAGAAUGACAACACCUGCUCCCAAUGCGGAAAGCAGUUUAGCAGUUCGAGUGCUUUAGCAAAACACAAACUAAUUCAUAGUGAUGAACGAAAAUAUGUAUGUCAAAUCUGCUCAAGAGGUUUCAAGAGACAAGAUCAUUUAAAUGGUCACAUGAUAACACAUCGAGAUAAAAAGCCAUACGAAUGUCACUUUACAGACUGUGCAAAAAGCUAUUGUGAUAUGCGUUCCUUGAGAAGGCAUGUUGAAAAUCAUCAUGGAAGUCCGCCAGGAGGAGCAACACCAGCAGGUUAUAUGCCAAAACUAAUGUCUUUAUAUCCUGGAUAUUCGGAAGAGAAUAUGAAAGCACACAUUUACCGCACUGCACAAACGCAUGAACAAGAUGCAAAUAGACUUGCCAUUCCAAAUGAGAUACCACGGCCGUCCAGUGCGCCAUUAGUCCCACCAGAACCUAAGAGAGUAACACGUACUAGAAGAAGUAGCAGUGGAGAAGAAAGUAGCAUGCAGCUUGACCCUGCUAUGGCACAGGAACUUGAAAUGAGAAGAGCUUAUGCUUACACGAGACACAAGCACGGUUCCUCUGAUGAAUACACAAAUAAACCAAAGGAGGAGCAGAUUGAGUCUUCUCGAUCUGUGUCAUCUACACAAAUGCGUCCUUUAAAAUCGAUACCAGUUUCAAGCCUUGCUGCUACCGAAUACAAUCAAAGAAUGGAAUACUCUAGACAAAUGUAUGAACGGCAUGAACAUGAACGACAGUUAAAGGAAAGUAAUCAGGCAGAAUUUGAACGCCACCACCCCCAUCAUGAAAUAAAGCAAUCACAUACAGCAGAAAGACUUUAUAAGGACUAUGAGAAGAGUGUUAAGAAGCCAGAGUUUUCUCCACCUGGUGUUCCACAUCCAGCAUAUCCUGCUGGUAUGCCAUCUCACAUGAUGAAUUCGAGAUUCCCUUGGGGAACUCAAUAUUCUCAACCAGGACCAUCUCCAAGUUCGGCAAAUAUGCCAUUUUUAUUAAAUAUCAGAAAUCCAUUUAGCUUUCCCCAAAUUUAUCAAAGCCAAAAAGACAUUCCAACCAGCGAAGCCACAAAAAUCUCAAAAAGUGAACAUGAAGCACGUCAACAAGCUAUGAACACUUAUUACCAGAUGUGGGCCAAUGGACAACAUGGAGGAUUGCCGGAACCUUUAAUGAUGCACCACUCUCGGAUGCUACCUGGACAAAACCAUCCUACACCUACCGAUCCUGCUGCAAUAGCUAUAGCUGCAGCAAAGGAACCAAAUGAUAAACCGUCUUUUAAAACAAGAGAUACUUUAUAUGGAAUACAUCCUACCAAUGCUAAGUGGCAACCGGUUAUGCAAGAUGAUUCUGUCACAAGAGAAAAAGAGCCUAAACCAAAUUAUUAUUCCCAUCCUGUGAGCACAAGCCAUGAAAGCAACUACUUAAAACGUCCAACCAGUCACGAGUCAUUGCACACAUAUCCGCCGCAAGAGAGAAACAUCAUAGAUGAACCAUUUAAGCCGAGUGAAAGCAAUCACAGAGAGCAUUAUCGUUAUACCCACAGUCCGAAAUCGCAUUAUUAUGAUCGUAAUCGUCCAAUAGAACAACACCUUCAUCCACAAAAUAGAGCAGUGACGUAUAAUGUGCCAAAUGAAAGGUUCGAUCAGAAACACCCUUUUGAUCAACAAAGGCAUUUAAACAUUUCGCCAAACCGAUUCGAUCCGCGUACACCACAGCGAGAGCAUCCAUCGAAAAUGUUUGAAACACCCCUGCUACGUGUGGAAACUCAAGAAACCUCAAUGCCAUCAAUUAUUUCGCCUAACAAAAAACGACCAAGACCAGGUCCAAUAAUCAUUCCACCAGCUGUUAAUAGCAGAACAAUGCCAAACUCGACAUCUCCUUUAAAAAACUUUCCACGGGGCAUCUACACUCCGCCAGCUAUGCUUAGUCCUAAGAGCAUAUUUUUUAAUCCACCUGGUUUGACACCGCGUCCAACAGCAGUUCCAACAACCCCAGCAAGACUACUAUUGAUCCGAAGAAACAGUAGCGUGGAUCAACGUGAAGCACCACUUCCAGCGACCGUAUCAGCAUCUUCUGAAGAGCAAGCGUCUACAGAAGUAGUCGUGCCUGAACCGAAAAUUAACGUGGGUCCACAAUUCCAAGCAUUUCUACCCAACCUUGUGGACAUAUCCGAAGCUCACAAGGACAUUCACCGUGCAAGUUUGAUGUGGUCUCCUUUGAAAGAAGAUGAGCAGAAAUACGUUGAAGUGAAUGCGUACUUGGACAUGGCAUGUUCGUUAGGAUUGUAUGGUGGUUCAAAUAACAAGGAAUACGCCUUACAUAUUCUACAGAGAACACGUGGAAAUGUGAAAGAAGCUGUUCGUUUGUUGCUUUCACGUCGCCACAUUCUUCGAGCAGAUGAUCCCAACGCUGAUUAUCAUUAUUCUGGUUCGGUAAGAUGGACCGCUAAAGAACGACUUGCAUUUAGACAAGCUUAUAGAACAAAAGGAAAAGUGUUUAACGAUAUACAGAAAGAAGUUAUCACCAAAUCCGUCCAGCUAUGCGUCGAAUUCUAUUACCAGUGGAAAGCUAUGCAUCCUGAAAGUUUUCGCGCAAGAACUCGAAUGGUUGAAGUCGAAUCUGAACAAGACGAUGAAGAGGUGCCACCGACACCAACCGCUGCUGUUGCGCCGCUUAGUACGCUACGUGAACCUGUAUUCGAGUGCGAUUAUCCCGAAUGUCGUGCAAGAUUCGUUUCAAGGCAAGCCUUAAACGGUCAUAUUCGCGUCCAUGGUGGAAGCUUCUCUAAGCCUCUCGACAACCGUCGAUCAAAACCGAAAUCCCUGAUCAGCCCCGAGUUGGAAGGUAUCUCCAUGGCAAGCCCAGCAAAAAAGAAACGCCCCACGGUUCCAAGUUCUGUUAUUGUAACCAACACUAGCGAUGGACCGCAGCUUCAGUUCCAAUGUAAAGUUUGUGGAAGAGUCUUCAGCAAAGUGAAGAGUCGGUCAGCACAUAUGAAAACUCACGUCAAGAGAGACGACAACAACAAACCAAUUAAAAAGCAGAAACCGUCCAAACAAAAACCUUCUCAAUCCGCACCACAACCGGUGCCACCGAUAAAUCCAAUGACCGUUUUUGCGCAUGCGUGAUAACGCCGUACGUCAUUAAAAUGUUGGCUCUGUUAUGACGUUAAUCUAAGCCAACAAAUUCAUGUUGUCGACGUAUUUAACUAUAUUGCACAUAAAACCGAAAUUUUUCAACAAUCCACAUUUAAUGUUUAUUUGGAAUUUUAUAAUAAUUCAUUAACGCAGAUGAAACGAUUAAGUUAUUGUCCUGGACACGUGACCUGGAAAAACGGGCCACUAGCUCUACAUAUCUAUCAUGUCAGCGUCAGUCUUUACGUGAAAAUACUACUCAUGUGAAAAAAUUAGCUUGAAUUUUCGGGAAGUCAUGAUGGUUGAGUGCCGUAGUGUUAUUUAUUCCUUCAAUGGAACGCCAUUUUGAAAACAAACUUCACCUCAUUUUAAUAAAGGAAAUAUCAGUCUUAGCCACUAUUUAAUGUUAAGACAAAAAAUUUUUAGAACUAUUUUUUUUGUUGUUGGUUUUUUUAAUACUGAAUAGCUUAUAAAUUUUGUAGAUAGUAAUUAUAUAAGAAAAUGGAUAUUAGUUGUAAAUUAUUCCGUUUUAUUUGCACAGUGAUUGAAUGUCGUUUAUGUCUCCGCGUAUUUAAUACUGUUGUAGCCAUGAGUUAACUUCGUUACCAGGCUUUUUGUUAUUUGCUAAGGUUUGAGUUUCAAACUUGGUGUAUUGUUGACGUUAACGUGACGUCACAAAGAAUUAUUUUUUACUCCUACUUUAUGUCUACAUAAUUAUCGAAAAUAAUUUUUAUAUAGCCUCGUUUUAGAUUAUAAACGUGUAUAUAUAAUGAAAGCGAGGUUGCUAUCAGUCCAGACUAAUUGGGUCACGUUGUGGUUUUGUGUGCCUUACAAAGUUGUCAUUUAUACAGAAUAAAUUAUUUCUAAAAAAUUUUUUAUUUUUCCUUCACUCCUUCCAAUAACCGUCUUUAUAAGUUCAAUUUCCUAAACACCCCUAAAAAUCUUGUUAAUAAACUAAAAUUUGGGCCUAUAAUAUUGAUUCCACCUAAAAUAUCCUACCAUUAUUGGUUCUGACGUGAUUUUUCUUUAAAGGUAUUUUACCUACUUGCUUGAAUCUUUAUAUUGCUUAACUUUUUUCCGUGAAUGCAGAGGUUGUUAACUACCGCUAGAAAUAAGAUUUAUGUUCUUUCAUUUAUUUCGAGACUUAUUCAGUCAGUAUUAAGAACUUUGUAUAAUUUGUUUAUGAAGCAUGAACUCGGUCUCAAAGUUUAUUAUUUUUUUAAAUAGCUCUGUUAGCAACUUUACCUUUUUAAGAAAUUACAGGUACGA